CUUUGAAACUCUUCUUUGGUCUGCUGACAUAUACUUCAAAUCUCUCUUUGACCGUCGUACACCCUCUCUAUAAAUCCACGCAUCCACAGGCCUAUAUAUAUAGAGAUAUAGAUAUAGUUACAGAGAGAGAGAGAGAGAGACACGCAGUCGCGGAAAAAUCAGUUUUGGGUUUUCUCCCAUCAUCACCGACCUUCGCCUUUUCGCCGUUGCUGCAGAGAGAGAGAGAGAGAAAGAAAGAGACUCUCAGUCUCCUUCACUUUUGCUGCUGCAGAUUUUGAUUCAAUUACAAAUAGCUUUCCUUCACUCAUCUCUUUUGUUUCAAAUUUCCAAGACCUCUGAUCCGACGGCCACGAUCUUCUACCACGCCUUUUUUCUACAGAUUCGAGUUGGGAUUUUAUGACUGCUUGGUGCGUUUUGGUUUGAUCUCAUAAGCAAGUUGCAUCUUUCAUGUCUGAUGGAGCCUAAUGGCCAUAGGAGAACGAGGAGGAAGGAUGGUUAUAUUCAAGAAAAUGGUGACACGAGUCAGUCAAAUGUAGGCGAAGAACUGGAUCCAUGGACUGCAUGGGCAUACAAGCCUCGCACCAUUUCAAUGUUACUUAUUGGUGCAUGUUUUCUUAUUUGGGUAAGUGGAGCCUUAGAUCCCGAAAGCAGUGCAUCUGGAGACCUUGUUGCAUCUGUAAAAAGGGGUGUAUGGGCGAUGAUAGCAGUUUUUCUUGCUUAUUGCUUGCUCCAAGCCCCAUCUACGGUUCUUAUCAGACCGCAUCCUGCAAUUUGGCGGUUAGUUCACGGAAUGGCUGUUGUUUACCUAGUUGCUCUUACAUUUGUACUUUUUCAGAAGCGUGAUGAUGCUCGGCAGUUCAUGAAGUUUCUGCAUCCUGAUCUUGGUGUUGAACUCCCAGAAAGAUCUUAUGGUGCUGAUUGUCGUAUAUAUUUGCCUGAUAAUCCUAAAAGCAGGUUUAAGAAUGUUUAUGAAACACUUUUUGAUGAAUUUGUUGUCGCUCAUAUAAUUGGGUGGUGGGGAAAAGCUAUAUUGAUCCGUAAUCAGCCCCUUUUGUGGGUGCUUUCAAUUGGAUUUGAGUUGAUGGAGCUUACCUUCCGUCAUAUGUUACCAAAUUUCAAUGAAUGCUGGUGGGAUAGUAUUAUUCUUGACAUUUUGAUCUGCAACUGGUUUGGUAUCUGGGCAGGAAUGCAUACUGUUAGGUACUUUGAUGGAAAAACAUACAAGUGGGUCGGUCUAAGUCGUCAGCCCAAUAUUAUUGGAAAAGUGAAACGAACUCUGGGACAAUUUACACCAGCUCAGUGGGACAAAGAUGAGUGGCAUCCAUUACUUGGUCCAUGGCGUUUCGUUCAAGUCAUCACUCUUUGCAUAGUAUUCAUGACUGUAGAGCUUAAUACAUUCUUUUUAAAGUUCUGUCUAUGGAUUCCUCCCCGCAACCCUGUGAUCGUAUAUAGGUUGAUCUUGUGGUGGCUAAUUGCAAUUCCAACAAUUCGUGAGUACAAUUCAUACCUUCAAGACCGGAAACCAGUGAAGAAGGUUGGAGCAUUUUGUUGGCUUUCUGUUGCUAUUUGCAUUGUUGAACUUCUCAUUUGCAUCAAGUUUGGACAUGGAUUAUAUCCGAAACCAAUGCCAUUAUGGCUGGUAGUGUUUUGGAUGUCUGUUGGGGCGGCACUUGUAAUAUUUUUGAUUGUUUGGUCUUGGCAAUUGCAUCGAACUCUAGGGAGAAAGAGGCGAUGAUUGUUCCGUCGUGGUACUUCAUUCUUUGAAUUGCUUCCUCAAGGGUAUCAAUCCAUGUUGUAAAUGCUUAUCACUCUUAUAAAUUAUAAUUGUACAUUCUGAUUCUCUUAGAUUAGUGGAUCACAGUUCCUUGAGUAGAGAAUAUUUAUUCUUUCUUGCUAGGCAGUGGAAAAUAGUCAAAUACUUUAAAGGCUCAUGAAUUACUGGUUGCCACAAUUUCUGGCAGACUUCACCCAAGUCAAAGGACGAGCCAUUUUGAACUACAGAUUCCCUGAUGUUGUAUUGUUUAGUUUUUCUUUCAUCAUUUUAUAAAGUCACUUUUUGUAAUAAUAUACCACAUGAGUUAAAUUUCCCAUAUAAUAUGGCACUUAUUUUCA
This is a messenger RNA of Rosa chinensis, 2112 nucleotides long. RefSeq names its product CDP-diacylglycerol--serine O-phosphatidyltransferase 1. Gene Ontology annotation, biological process: phosphatidylserine biosynthetic process. The record is from RefSeq and is a predicted model, not a curated record. Lineage: Eukaryota; Viridiplantae; Streptophyta; Magnoliopsida; Rosales; Rosaceae. The transcript has 14 exons. Gene Ontology annotation, molecular function: L-serine-phosphatidylethanolamine phosphatidyltransferase activity. Bases 455 to 1735 code for a protein of 426 amino acids.